Molecule: messenger RNA, 315 nt
Organism: Maudiozyma saulgeensis
Lineage: Eukaryota; Fungi; Ascomycota; Saccharomycetes; Saccharomycetales; Saccharomycetaceae
Source: the annotation of a GenBank genome assembly
AUGUAUUGUAUUGCGGACGUUUGUAUCUAUCCUGUUGGGACCAAUGAAGUCAGCGGAUCGUUAUUUAUUGCGGGUAUAGAAAAGAAGAUACAAGAAAGCUCUUUAAAAAGUACACUUCAUAGUGCAGGAACUACCAUUGAAGGCCCAUGGGAGGAAGUGACAAGUCUCAUUGGUGAACUGCAUGAAUACUCUCAUUCGCAAGGUAUUAUGAGGGUUCAUUCAGAUAUAAGAAUAGGAACUCGUACCGAUAAAGAACAAACAGCACGUGACAAAGUGGACGUUGUGCUAAGAAAGCUGCAACAAUUAGAUGAAUAA